Molecule: messenger RNA, 602 nt
Organism: Rhododendron vialii
Lineage: Eukaryota; Viridiplantae; Streptophyta; Magnoliopsida; Ericales; Ericaceae
Product: abscisic stress-ripening protein 2-like
Exons: 2
Coding region: 17-331 (104 amino acids)
Source: RefSeq, a predicted model, not a curated record
ACCAAGCACCACCACAAUGACCGGAGGAAAGCACCACCACCACCACCACGUUCAGGAAGAAAACAAGCCAAUUGAUUAUGCACGAGAGGUUAAACACCACAAGCAUAACGAGCAUCUUGCCAAGCUCGGUGCCGUUGCUGCCGGCGCUUUUGCCAAGCAUGAAAAGCACAUGAUAAAGAAAGACCCAGCACACGCUCACAGGCACAAGAUAGAGCAGGAAAUUGCAACUACGGUUGCAGUUGCAGCCGGUGGGUACGCAUUGCAUGAGCACCACAAGAAGAAAGAAGCAAAGAAACAAAUGAAGCAUCACCACGGCCACCACUUGUUUUAAUACUUACUUUUUUUUGUAAGGAUAUUAUGUACUAUUAUCUACGUAUAUAAUUGAUUAGCAGUGAUUAGCGACUGCUCUAAAUAAAUAAACGUCUGCGUUGUUCAUGCUUGAUUACUAGCCAUCUAGCUUUUUGUGAUAUUGAGAUCUAGUAACAGUGGAAUUAAUCUAGCUCUGUUUUCAUGUGAUGUCUGUUUUCAUAGUAUGUUGGAGUAUUUUUGUUUGUAAAGAGUAUAUCGGUUGAGAAUAAAAUUAAAAUGCGUUGAAUUCAUAA